GUUUCCCUCUACGUCAAGUACCUACUAUUGCAUGUCUUUAAUCACCAUCCUCCAACCCCCCUACGCACUGCCCUUACUCGCCUUCUUGCGCCUUUAGCUGCAUUCUGCUUAUCUUUGCAGUUUUACAACUUUCUCAAACUUUACUUUUCUGAUUUAUACCCUUUCUUGGGUACACGUCUUCUUGUCUUAUACCCAGUAGGGGACUAUUGUGUUACUUUUGACGUUGGUUCGUUGUUUUUGAGGAACAUACCUAUACCGACGCCAUUGAUCCCAACAGACACCAUACGAAGUCACCGACGUGACGCAGACCGACGAACAGUUUCCCAGCAGGAGUAUGCAUUGAUCGGUUCACCAUAUCCUGUUUUGGCCUGCACUCGCCAACCGAAAUGGACACUCUCGCCCCAACACCCUCCACGCCCUCUCCUCAGCUUUCCUCCGCUGUACCUGGCCUCGCCCACGAGGUGGAACAUGAAGAGCUCUCCCAGAGUACCAGUCAAAACCAAGUCUUCGAAUCCCCAUUGCUGAGAGAAUCGCAAACUCCAGCACCACAGCUCUCGUCACAGCUGUCCGGAGAGGUGGAGAGACAUCCAAAGGGGAAGAGAAAACGAACUACAGCAAAAGACAAAGCCAUACUCGAGGCAGCCUACAAUGCGAACCCCAAACCCGACAAGGCAGCGCGUCAAGACAUCGUGAACCGCGUCUCCUUAAAUGAAAAAGAAGUUCAGAUUUGGUUCCAAAACCGCCGACAAAACGAUCGCAGGAAAUCACGUCCCUUGUCCCCUCAGGAGAUAGCCGCGCUUCGAUACGGCGGUAUGCAAAUACUGUCCUCAGACAACACCCUUCCUGUGUACACCUCCGAGCCGGAGAAUACCUCGCCCAUCCAGGUUGUUUCAAGUUUAGAUCAGGAAUACUCCUCGCCUCGGGAGGUUGCCUCGCCUAGCAAACUCGACGACCACGAGACCGAGCAGAACCACGAAGACACGCUCCACGAGGACACGCUCCCCCUACCAGAACCGCAAAGCCAACCUCAAGAGGAGCAACAAAGCUUGCCUCACCCUGUAUACGCGACUCCUGCCCAAAAGCAAAGACACGCCGGUGACGACGACUCCCUCCUAAUGUCUCAGCAUUUGCCGAGCUCGGUUGGCUAUCUGUCCAACCGAUGGAACUACCCAGCCCACUCCCACGUUCUAUCAACGCCUAUCAGCUUUGACCGAGGAGACGAUUCCUUCAACAACUUCCCUCCUUCAUCAUGUUCGUCUUCGACCUCUGCGCUCCGUCCGCGCCUGUCGACGGGUCUGGACGGCAAGGCAGAAGUCAUCACCUCCCCGCCACAGAAUCCUGCCAGCCUCCCGCCAUCAGAGCUGCAAUCAUUUGACUCGGCAUGCCGACCCAGCUACCAACGUGGCCCCAGUGAAUCUCCAGUUACUUUACCACCCAUCUCCACCAUUACUAGUAGUCUUCCUUCAUCUCAAAAUGCUGCCCCAUUGCUGCCUCGCCUUGCACGCGGAAGGUCUCGCGACGUUCAUGCCUGGGAGUUCGCUUGUGACGCGGAAAACUGCGAAGACGCGCUGACGGUGCAAGCCAAGCACGAGAGUCGUGGCUCAGCAAUCGCAGCCAUCAGUCUGCUGCGGUCGACGACUUCCAGUACCGCUGGCGGCAGCCCAUUGCAACUGAGCAGGAGCAACAAGCGUAACGCCAGCAUUAGCCGGAUGACUCCCCGAGCGGACAGUUCGACCAAGAAGCCCCGACUGACAAAAGGGCUGGAUGCCACCGGAAGGCUAGAGACGCCCAACAAUAACAACACUUGGGCGGGAAAGAGACAGUCUUUUACAGCAGACACGCCGGCGGAUUUCAGUCACAACACCAAACCCAAGUCCUCAUCCCUAUUCAUCUCCCCACAAGGCAACGAGUCCGACAAGGAGAACUGGAGCCCAGACGAGAACGGAAACCCUCGCUUUUCCUACCACCCACCUUCAUCCGCCAUUCGACCAACAAACCGGCGACUCCUCCCUUCCGGCCCCUUGUCAUCGUCAAUUCACGAUAAGGCGACAAAUCCCCGCCGAACACCGGCCCGCCAUGCUCUAAUAGAGUCCAGCCCAUCGUUUUCAUUAUCCGGCAACCGUACCAACACCGGCCCUCUUGACGGCGGUGGCAGGGGGCAGCACUACCGCGGAGGAGAUAAGCGUGGCGGAGGAGGUUCUGAGCUAAGGAUUUACGAAGACUUUGUUGUUGCGACAACGGAACAUAACACUCCCACCGCUUCCCGUCGUGCUCCUCCUUUCGAGGAUGAUGGCUCGGACGAGGUCGAGCGGUUUAUGCGUGGCGAAAUUAGUCCGAGUAAGAAGGGGGAUGCGGAUGCUGUUGCCGGACUGCUUUCAUUGAGUCAGGGGAACUGGCGAUGAUUCUGGCCUAUCUGGAGAUCUGCCGAACUUCAUUAUAUCUUCCAGUCGACGCUUCAAUGCGGAUUUGCUUCGGGCGGCCAAGCGAAGUUGCUAUAGGCGGUCUUCUCUGGCUCCUUUGUUGCUAUCUUACAUGUCAAAUUUGUGUUAACAACACCUUUUACAUGUUCCCGGUUGCCCGGCGUUCAGAUGCCAUAACACAAUAACAGGAAUGGGAGUGGAGGACGCCGCUCUUUCGUUGUAUUCAUACGCACACCAUAUUUGUGCCGGCGCGUGUCUGUAUAUACUCCGUCCUGUAUAAGAGUAAGCGGACGAGGAAGGGAAACCCCAUGUGAAUAAUAUUCUGUAAACCAAUCAGAUAUACCAGAUAAAUGUUUGAUAAUGUGACCCC
Molecule: messenger RNA, 2790 nt
Organism: Neurospora crassa OR74A
Lineage: Eukaryota; Fungi; Ascomycota; Sordariomycetes; Sordariales; Sordariaceae
Exons: 3
Coding region: 387-2402 (671 amino acids)
Biological process (GO): regulation of DNA-templated transcription
Cellular component (GO): nucleus
Molecular function (GO): transcription cis-regulatory region binding; DNA-binding transcription factor activity, RNA polymerase II-specific
Source: RefSeq, a predicted model, not a curated record